Ixodes scapularis (black-legged tick) is the source of this 3036-nucleotide messenger RNA. Its product is annotated as major facilitator superfamily domain-containing protein 6-like protein B. The record is from RefSeq and is a predicted model, not a curated record. The coding region runs from base 197 to 2152 and encodes 651 amino acids. The transcript is spliced from 4 exons. Gene Ontology annotation, cellular component: membrane. Lineage: Eukaryota; Metazoa; Arthropoda; Arachnida; Ixodida; Ixodidae.
GUCUUGCGGGAUCUUUAGAUUGGACGCGGAUAUCUGACGAACAGCGUCGUGCGUGCCCCGGCAACCGCUUUCGUUCCUUUUUUUCAUCGAGGACGUGUCUUCAGCAUCAAUGUCCUCAAGGCUUCGAGUACCAGGACGGGAUGUGUCUUCGCCGUAAUAGUUGAAAGAGGUGUCUUUUUUUUUAUUGGUGUGAAACAUGUUGCGGGACAGGAUGGCUGGCGGGGACCGUGUGUGCCAGGCGAAUACCGAAUUGGUUCCUCUGAAGAUUGUGCUGUUCUUAUGGUACGGAGGUACGGCGUGCUUGCUCCCCUUUCUGACGGUCCACAUGCGCCAGCUGGGCCUAAGCGUCGAAGAAACCGCCAUCAUCUACAGCAUCAUCCCGUUCGCCCAGCUCUUCGGACCUCACGCAGCCAGUUUCCUGGGGAACAAGUACGGCAGCUACAAAGGCGCCCUCCUCGGCUGUCUUAUGCUGACCGCACUGUCCGGUAGCAGCCUGCUCCUGGUGCCCCAAGCCGUCGGACCGCCAGUGCCAGCACCAGCCAUCCACCUUCACUGCGGUCCUUCUCUGGAACUAGAGGUCGUGGUGGACCACUGCGGGGACGAGCAUGGAGCCUGCCCGGAGCCUUCGUCCGGACAAGCGUUACCGGUGCAACUGUCCGACUGCAGCCUCGAGUGUCCGUACGGCGACUGGCCCCACGGCAUCGAAGACGCCGGUAUCUGUUUCACAGACGACUACGACAACAAGGAAUGCCACGUCAUGGACGAAAACGACCCUCUUGCUAGAAGCACGUCACUCGGCCUCUACCUGCAGCCGGCCAGAGACCCCGAUGCUCUUUGCAACCAUCCUGUGACGGCCAUCACGUGGGAAAGUCAUAUAUUCCACAACGUGUCCUGCUUGAAGCAUCUUCCGGACCACGACCAUACGAACUGUUCUCUCAAGUGCACCGUUGAAGACCUGCCUGAUGUGAAUGCAACGUCGGCGGCGGCUUUCUGGCACGCUGAAUGCACCCCACCAGAAGGCAGCGACCGAAGGAUUACGAUCAGCAUCUACUUUGUGCUCAGGAUCAUCUUUCAGGUUCUUGUGUCCAUCUGCUUUACGCUUCUGGAUGCCACCACGGUGUCCAUGGUGCACGUGCACGACGGGCGUUUCGCGUGGCAGCGUUUUUGGGCCAUUGUAGGAUCAGUGUUUUGCUCGCCCAUCUCCGGUUUCUUCAUCGACCUCAACAGCGAGCACGUCAUUUCUGGCUUUGACUACUCUCCCGCCUUCUACAUGUUCAACGUGUUCACGGUGCUCACGGCCAUCUUCACCUACGUGCUUGAGAUUCAGGUGGCCACUCCCGGCAAGAACGGACUGUACCGCGUUCGGGAACUUCUGCAUGUUCCGCGGAUCCUCAGUCUCUUCCUGGUAGUCCUCGGUCUUGGGAGCGUCUACGGGUUCCUGGAGUACUUCCUCUUCUGGUACCUCUUGGACCUCGGCGCUCCGAACUACAUGCUAGGCCUCACAAUCUCUAUCGGCGGACUCGCCGGAUUCGUCUUCCUCUACGAGUCAAAGUGGUUCCUCGACAAACUGGGAGCCGUCAACGUCAUCGUGCUCUCGGGGCUUGUCUAUUGCGGCAGGCUGGUGGGCUACUCGUACAUCGGCAAGCAUCCGCUGUGGUGUAUCCCUCUGGAGGGACUAGAAGCCAUGACGUUCCAUCUCCUAUGGGUCGCCAUUGGAACGUACGCGGCACAGUAUGCACCCAGGGGAUUGAAACCCACCGUUCAAGCCUGCGUAGGAGGCAUCUACUUCGGAAUAGGUCGGAGCACGGGCAGCUUGGUCGGCGGCACCGCCAUGUACUUCCUGGGAGCCGAGACGGCCUUCCGGAUCAUGGGAGGCGUGGCCGCCAUAGCAUCCCUUUCCUACGGGGUCAUCUUCUUCUGCUUCAUCCAGGGGGUCUGUCGAAAACCCGAAGAAGAGCCUGCCGCCGAACUCGUUCUCAAAAGCAUAGCCAAGCCGGCGUCUACACCGGCACCUGCACCGGUAGCGACGUCUAACGGCAACCCACAUCGGGAGAUGGUUGUCAGUGUCGAUGUCCUCAACUCAAGGGACAGUGACCACGAAGAGGAUGAAGAGGAUCAGGCGAAUACGAGGACAGAGCCCGAAGGUUCUUAGCCGGACGGAGUGUGUUCUGAUUCUUCUCGCAGCCCGUAACAAGAACCGUGCUGCGACAGCACAUCAUCUAUGAAAGGACAUACUCACCAAAUGUCCCUUGAGUAGGGACCGGGGACAAGUGCCACGAGUUCACGUCUUCUGGCACCAGGAUCACCGCGGUACCACAGUGAGGUAUUCUCCCCCUCUUCGAGAAAAAAAAACAACAGCAAGGAAACCUCCCCGUCUCACCAGGUGCCGAGAUGGGCGUUGUGGUGUCUGAUGCGUGGACCUUCUAUAGUCGGCCUUCAAUGGUCGUGAUGUCGAAACUGCUGGUCAAACGUUGAGUGGUUUAGUGUGCGUAGCUCUCCGGUCAGGGCCAGCUAGAUAUGAAAACGUUCUGUGCCUCACCCCGAAGCGUAUACUAUUCACCGCAAGUGCCAGUGUGGUUCUCCGGGACUUGCGGUCUGGAGCCUACUAGUUAUAUACGUUCCAGAAGCUAGAGACGUUUAGCACAAAAUGCGGCAUUGGACCAUGAUAAGGUGCUGCGUUCCGUGGUCUGGAAGUACCCAAAACGUACUGAUUACGUGCGUUUCAGGGGUCAGAUGUAUUUAGUGCUACGCUCUACAAUGGACAAUGGACCAUGACAAGAUGUCGCGUCCUGUGGUCUGAGGAUGUCAUCUGGAACCUACUGACGACAUACAUACCAUAGGCUAAUAUGCAUUUAGCACUAUGCUCUGCAUGGGAACGUGACAAGAUGCUGGGUUCUGUUUUGUUUCACGAGUGCAGCGUGCACCUUACUGUGUGCAAUAAGAACCGUUACAUAUUUUUUAAAUGAUAGGCCACGUGCUUGCGUCGUAAACAUUGCCCUGGACAGACUGGAUUAAAUGCUGGUGCGACAAAGUGAC